Molecule: messenger RNA, 2006 nt
Organism: Chaetomium fimeti
Lineage: Eukaryota; Fungi; Ascomycota; Sordariomycetes; Sordariales; Chaetomiaceae
Product: RNA polymerase II-binding domain-containing protein
Exons: 4
Coding region: 469-1704 (411 amino acids)
Biological process (GO): mRNA 3'-end processing
Molecular function (GO): RNA polymerase II C-terminal domain binding
Source: RefSeq, a predicted model, not a curated record
GCAAGCUCCAAUCCAACCCAAGCUUCCUGCUCCUCACCUCUUUCCAUUUCCCACUUUCGCAAAACAAACUUAACCACACAUCGCUUCAUUGCAUCCGCUUGGUCUUCACACUGGGCAGGCAAAGUAGAAGCAAAAGGGUCCUUUGAAAUACUCCUGUAUUGCCGUGGCCCAAGCUGGUGCAUUCUGUUUGCGAACUUAGCUUGCAAAAAAGAAGCCGACAGGGUGACCUGCCGUCCUUGUCAACACAGAAACCAUUUCUGGGAUCGUAAUUUAGUGAGCUUUCCAUUGAUUGGAAGGCAGCAUAAACAACCAUCACGAUUCGCAAAUCCCCAGGAGGAAUCACUAUCGACAACCACCCACCACCACCUACUCACAAUUGCUCACUCCCACUACCUAUAACAAACCUAUUGUCUCGAGCCUAUCCCACAUUACAUUGUCGUUCCUGACAUUUCGCCUUAUUCGCCCGCCAUGGCCUACACGGAUGAUGCCGUGCUCUCGAAGCUCUCGGCCCUUAACGAGACCCACGAAAGCAUCGCGACCACAGCUCAAUGGAUCAUGUUCCAUCGGCGACAUGUAUCACAAACGGUCCACCUGUGGCUCAACAAAUUGAAAGACCUCCCGAGCUCUAAGAGGCUCAACAUGAUUUAUUUGGCCAACGAAGUUGUACAACAGUCCAAGGCUCGCCAUAAGGAGGAUUUUCUCAAUGCGUUCUCCCCGUUCAUUGCCGAUGCCACCUCGGUCACUUACAAGGGAGCUCCAGUCGAUGUCCAGGGAAAGUUGAGGAGAGUCAUGGACGUAUGGAGGGAGCGCAGUAUUUUCGACAAGGAAGUCAUGCAGGACCUGGAGCACAGAUUAACGGAGAUCGAUAAGGCACGCCCCGCGGCUAAUGCCGGCGGUUUCGGAGGCAACGCGUUCAGCUCCUCUGGGCCUUCCAUCCCUCCAGAGCUCAUCCCACUAGUUGCGCCGCAGCAGGCUACCGCCAAAGCCGCCCAGCCUAUGAAGAACUCGCUCAGCGCCGCCAAUGCCGAUUAUGAAAAGCUGUCCGACGCGACGACCACCACCGCGGCCCUCCCAGUCCAAGCUGCACGGCUUAGUGGACUUCUCAAGACCCUCGCCAAUGCCGAGGGAGCAGUCACCCAGUGUAUUCGGGCGCGAAAGGACUUGAUCAAGGAGCUAGAGGGGAUUCUUGCGAUCAACCGUGAAGCCCUGGAUGCCGAUGAAAAGCAGAUGAUGGAGCUGAGUGGCCGCCGGACCGAGGUUGAGCAGAAGAGACAGGCUGUGGAGAUGGCGAUUAUUGGUAGCCUUUCAACUGGGGAGGAGCAAUCGCCACAAGGCCACGGCUCGGCGAGCCCUGUCCCAGAACCCGACCGCCCACAGGUAGAGGCACUCACGCCCCCCCACGUGCAAGACCAUCUCGAUGACGUUUAUGGGGCAUCAUCUACGGAUCACGGGGCUCAAAACGGUCAUCCGCAGCCUGUGCCUUUUCACGGCCCACCCGCCUCUGCCAACGCCCAACCUAGCUUCUCGAGUGCAGCUCCAGACCUCGAGAUGCUCUCAAACCUGGCGUCUCAAUACCAGGCUGUGCCGCUUGGCGGAAACAAGAAGCGGAAGAUCGAAACCUCGGACGAAUUCCCCGAUCUAGGCGGUGAUGAUGGGAUCGAUGCGGACGUAAAGGAGAUGCUGAGGAAGGAUAGUCAGGGGUAGGACUUUGAUUGAAGCCAGCAUUGUUUCCUGCAUCAGUCCGUUUCAUCGGCGACAUUCUGGAGUUUGGGUUGGGAAGCUGCUAUUGUUGUUUGGCUUUGUGCCUUUUGUGUGCAAUUCACAUUUCUUUUUUCAGGUUGCGUGUUGGGUGGGCAUUGUAAUCGCAGUGUACAGAUCUGUACAUCCUACCUUGGCCUUGUUCAGGGGGUUCAAGGGAGAGGGGGGUGGAGGUUGUGAAGUUUAUGUUACGAACGAGCUCUAUUCAGCGCAACCUUUUGAGGACUAUGCAUUGCAUUGUACUGUCC